AAAUAUCCGCUCUACUACUCUAAUAUCGGGCACAUCGUCUGACCUCACUUCGGAGUGUGGAUAGUAGAAUGGCAGUGCUGCUAAGUUGGAGCAGACAUAGAAAUGCUUAAUAUAAUACCCAGCCUGCGGCAGGGGCUUGGCUCGAGCAAUUCUUGCCUGAGGUUAGGCUUUCUGUUUGUUUUUGUUUUUGUGGGUUGUUUUUGUUGUUUUUUGAGGAGGGGGUGUUUUGUUUUGUUGUUAAUUUUUCUUUUCUUUUUACUACCGGCAAGUGACACACCUUUAAAAACUGAUAGUUACUAGGGAUGGCCUAUAUUCAGGGAAACAGCAGAGCUGCUGUCUGGCAAGUGGCCUCCGUACCUGGAGGGCGAUUUCUUCCUGGAAGCAGGAGCUUCCUUGACCUACUCUUCUCCACAAGCACGUCAGACAUUUCCUCACAAAAGAAAUACUUGCUAGACUGGUUGGUAGCUGACUUUAUUUUUAUUUAGUAUCUAUUGCCACCUUCUCUAAGCAGCCAAAAGAGACCGGAGAGCCAAAUGACAGAGUUCAAGUGCUAUCUCCCUUCUGGCUGACCUAGCUUUUGUUGUUGUUGUUGUUUGUUUGUUUGUUUUAUUUUUGUUUUAUUUUGUCUUGUCUUGUUUUUAAUCCAGAAAAGAACCUCCUAUAGGAGGGAGAGAAGUUAGUUUUUAUUUCCCCAGAAACAAAAAGGCCAGAGCAGUUGUCAGCAAGCCCUGGGGGCUGGGUGACUCGGCUACAGCCCUAACCUUGAGGUCCCUGAACCUCUUCUGGAUAUGAUUCUGUCAUUGACAGAGCUGGCCACAAAAUUAGCCACCAGAAUGUUAGCCUGGAGAACACUUUCAGCUACAAGUGGAGGAAGGCUAGUCUAAACAAGAAAUCGGGUUCUCAGCAGACCCAUAGAAAUGCAUAGUGCCCAGCCCUGACUGGUGCGUUCCUUUCAAGAAGGAAAAUCAAGUUCCAUUGACAGGCCUUCACCCUGCCAAACUCUUUACUCUCCCUCCACUCUUAGCUCAGACCAGCUCCAGCCUUCUACUAUGCCUAUCCUUUCUUUUUAGCAGUUCAUUGGCUCUAAGCCAAGACCGGGGGUGGGACGGGGAGGUGGAGGCAGGAGGUGAUUGGCCAAGACAAAGAAGCACCUCCCUUCUCAUUCCCCUCCUGAGUCCUCCCUGACUGAACAGCUGGAAUGAGGAGUAGGGAGGGAAGCUGGGAUUGGCUUAGAGUCAGCAGCAGGGUGUGUCCACGCGGUUGAGGCAUUUACCUGUCUAGGUAAGUCAGGAGGAGGUCAAAAGAAGAAACCAGUUGGAGACGCCGCCGGAGAGGCAAGCUGUCUCCAUCUCUGCCCUCUGGAAUAGAAGGGCGUUACUUUCUUGUCUUCAGACCCCAACUCAGAGAAGAUACGUCAAGUCUGAACUGAGCUCGACGAUUUGCAAGGAGAACCGAGGCUUGGAAAUUUGAAGAAAACUCCCACUCCAGCUAGCAUUUUCAUCUUUGGAAAUACAGGCCCAGCUUGGGACAUUCUUCACUUCCAUUCACUUCCCCUCUGGGAGCCCCUUUCACCACCCCUGUGCCUUGCUUCAGGCGAUGCCCAAGAGGGAGCUUUGGCCAGCAGGGUCGUGCUCAGAACCUGUGACCCACAUCGGCAGCUGUGGCAGCAUGAUGAGCACCACCUCCACCCACUCUGGAUCUAGUGACAGCAGCUACGACUUCCUGUCCGCUGAAGAGAAGGAGUGUCUGCUCUUCCUGGAGAAGACCAUUGGCUCGCUGGAGGCGGAGGCUGACAGUGGGCUCUCCACAGACGAGUCAGAGCCAGCCACCAGUCCUCAGAGUUUCCGAGCACUACCCACCACCACCCAACGAGCUCCACAGGGAAAGCCAGAGGCCAGAGACACUCAGCAGGUGCCAGUGCCAGUGCCAAAGAGAGCAGCCCAGUCCUCCGGUCCUCCUGAGUCUCCCAGCCCAGGCCUCAGGUCGGGUUCCUACAGCCUUCCCAGAAACCUCCACCUUGGCAGAAGCCAGAACCUCAGGAAAAGUGCCACCCAGACUAACAGCGUCUCUGAAGCACCUGAGGUAUUCUUAGAGGAGCCUAAGAAAGGGCAGACUAGGCAGGGUGCUAAGACCAUCCAGCCACCAGCCCCAUCCCAGGAGGGUACCCCUGACCUGAACACAGUUCUCAUACCCCCGCCAGAAGCUUUCCAGGACAUUACAUCAAAGAAAGCUGAGGGAGAAAGCCCACCUAAAAAGCCAGGAGAGCAGACACACAGGCCUCAGGGCCACAUUCUGGAGAGAAGUCCACACUCCCAGAAGAAAGCGGACAUGUCUUCUGAAACCAUGACCCAUAAAGCCACUGAAAAAGGUUGGACAGAGGGGCCACAGCGACCACAGCAGCCUCCCACCCAGCCAUCUCAGAACACACAAGCUGAAGAACCUUCCCUACCUUCAGGGGUCAAGCCAAACAUCCAACAGUCUCUCCUCACAGCCACAAAGCCCCGUAGGCUGCCACCUAACAUCGUCCUGAAGAGCAGCCGGAGCAGUUUCCACAGCCAUCCCCAGAACUGGCUGUCAAAUCACACCGAAGCCACAGACUCGGGCCCUGUCUCCUCUUUGCAAGAACAAAGGAAAGCGCGCAGAGAGGCUCUGGAAAAGCUAGGGCUGCCCCAGGACCAAGAUGAUCCCAGUCUGCCUGUAAAUAAACAUACCGGUAGCUUCAAAGUCAAGGAGGCUCAGGCUCAGACCUCUUCCCAGGCCCGGGCUCCUGCUCAGCCGGCAUCUCCAGCUCUGGUCAGGGGAACUGCUUCUGUAGCAGAGAAAGCUUCCUCAGUGAAGGCUAUCACUCCUCUGGACUCUCUAAGCAAAGGUUGGAUUCCGGCCCAGGAAACCCCUCCAGGAAAGGUCGGAGCUGCCAAGUCUAUGCCUAUUCCCAUCCCUAAAGCCUCAAAGGAAAACAGUUCCCUGACACAGUCCAAGCCUGACCCGCGGCUGACCCUCCAAGAAAGCAGCAUCCCCGGCCUGAGACAGAUGAACUUCAAGUCCAAUACUCUGGAGCGCUCAGGCGUGGGGCUGAGCAGCUAUCUCUCGGCAGCUGAGAAGGACCCUGGCGGCCAAACCAGCACGUCUCUGGGAAAGAGCCCCUUCUUGGACAAGGUCUCAUCCAGCGUCUUCCGUAAUUCUCGGCCCCGGCCUGCCUCCUUGGGCAUGGGAAAGGAUUUUGCAGGAAUCCAGGGGGGCAAGCUGGUUGGCCUGGAGCAGGGCCAGUGCUCCCAACAGCCAUCCUUCAAAGGACAGAGUCAUGACAAACUCCCUCGCCCCCCCUGUGUCAGUGUCAAGAUAUCCCCAAAGGGCAUUCCUGAUGGGCACAGGAGGGAGGCUCUGAAGAAACUGGGACUGCUGAAGGAGUAGCGUUGGCAUGGGCAUAGCCCAGGCCAACCUACCGGAAGAGACUGGCUCUGCCUAGGGCCUUUGCAGCCUCACAGCUCAGGGCUCGCUUCCUUCCUGUCUGAAAAAGGAAGAGACUCGAGGUCAAGCACAUGUCGGUACUCAGGCAGUUGUGUUAUUGAGUACGUGCAUAGAUCAUUCUGAAGAUCAGUCUCACAGCAGGAGAGAGGGGGGCGCUUGCGUAUCACUGACACCAUUUAUAUAACACAGGGAGUCACUGUUCAGAACUCCGCUCUUGGUUGAGAUUUUACAAGUGUAAGGUUCAGCCUGUCCCGGAACUGAGUGGAGCAUAGUGGCCGAACCUGAGAAGCAAAGUCACACGACACAAAGGAGGUAGAGACAGCUCAAAAAGAUGAAUUACACUGAGCACGCGACUCUGGCCACAUGAAAUACAGCCCGAGUUUCUGCAGUAGAUGGAGAGUGGCUUGCAUUUGCUGCCAGCGCCUUCUAGACCUAUCCUGGGGCCAAGGGGAUCCAGUUCAGUAUCUUCACCCACUGCCUUCCCCUAUCAUGUGUAGCAGGCUAACACAUAUGCCUGUCUCUAGAUCUCAUAGCUCACUGAUAUCAGGAGGCCACUCCCUGGUCUGAGAAAGCCGAAUAUGGCCACACACUCCUCCAUUUCUACCUGGAAGAACUCUUGUCGUGGGCUUGACGAAUGUGAUAAUAAACCAGGCUAUGGCCCAUGA
Molecule: messenger RNA, 4133 nt
Organism: Rattus norvegicus (Norway rat)
Lineage: Eukaryota; Metazoa; Chordata; Mammalia; Rodentia; Muridae
Source: RefSeq, a predicted model, not a curated record